CGACGUACGUUUAGCGGCCAUUUCACAAUCGCCGCUUUUCUCAAAUUUUUCAGAAAUAAAACCAUUUUAUCGCACUAAUAACAAAUGAUUAAAACAACUGAAUAUAAGACCAAAUCGUGAAAAACAUCAUCUAGCUGUUUUCUAUAAAUUCUCCUUUCUGACAGUUGGAAUUCCCAGCUGUUCAGGAAGUUACACUGACAUAAGAAAACGGUAGACGCCACUACAAAGUUUCAUCCUCAAUUACCAACAUGGACAACAGUGGCCAAUUCCAGUCAUUCCAUAACCCUGCCGCACAACAGCCCACGAUGCCCCAUGGCUCUGUUCCAAGCACAAGUGGGGGCUACCCCGCUACAACGACGACCACUAUGUUACCUGGUUCAUCGAUCUCCAAUAUGUACCCACAAACACCUGCCACCCCCAUGACUCCAGCCACACCAGCCACAGAUACAACUGGUGGUGUGCCUCUUCCACAAUUACAAAAUAUAGUCUGUACAGUGAACCUUGGUUGCAAAUUGGACCUUAAACGGAUAGCUCUUCAUGCCAGAAAUGCCGAGUAUAAUCCGAAGCGGUUUGCAGCUGUCAUAAUGAGAAUUAGGGACCCAAGAACAACAGCUUUAAUCUUCAGUUCAGGAAAGAUGGUGUGCACUGGAGCAAAGAGUGAGGAAUUUGCCAAACUAGCUGCCCGGAAAUAUGCAAGAAUCGUGCAAAAGCUUGGUUUUCCUGCAAAGUUUUUAGACUUCAAAAUACAGAACAUGGUGGGAAGUUGCGACGUUAAGUUUGCCAUUCGGUUGGAAGGUCUCGUUUUAACACAUGGGCAGUUUUCAAGUUAUGAGCCUGAGUUAUUCCCAGGACUUAUCUACCGAAUGGUGAAACCAAGAAUUGUUUUGCUCAUAUUUGUAUCAGGAAAAGUUGUGUUAACAGGUGCAAAGGUGCGUUCAGAGAUUUACGAAGCUUUUAACAACAUCCAUCCAAUACUGAAAGGAUUCCGAAAACAGUGAGGAGACAUGUUUAACUUCAUGCAGGAAUAAUAUGGACUCUUCGCAAUAUAAGUUCCCCCAGGAUAGAAAGGAAGUGUUGAAGACAAUCAGUGUGGACUCUCUUCACCUCAGUAGGUCAAUAUGUGACAUUGAACAGUUGGCAAAGAUCUGUGCAUAUUGCAUUGUAAUGGAGCAUCUGCAAUUUUGCAUACAUAUAGUAGGAUGGGAGUUGAUGAUGCAUUUCAGCGAAUCUGUAUAUACUUAACAGUUAGGUUGUUUCAGGCACAAGGUCCAAUUCAAUGGGUCUUUUCGAUCUGUUGUGGCCAUUGACACUUUCUUUUUCUGAAUAGUCUUAGUACUACCAAAUGUCAAUGUGUUUGGACUCUGGAGUCUUGCAGUGGUCAAUGCUAACCCAGUGUAACCUUUAGCACUAGAUCAGUGUUGAAUUCUGGGUGAAUUGUUUCCUUUUACCCAUCGAAUGAAAUCCUGUCAAUGAGAAAGUAAGUAGUGUGGCCUGCAUCAUUUUUGAUAGUUUUUUUGUAAAAGUUUUGAGAAAUGUACUUGGUGAAUUGAGUGCAAAAUUUUUCCACUGUUGAUCACCUGACUAGAAGGGCUCAGGUUUACAUUUUACAUUGACUGCUGCAUGUAUCUGGAGCUCUUUUUUAUGUUCUGUUCAUCCUUAAGCCAGGUUGCUUGAUCAGGAUGUGUUUAUAUUUUUGUAAAUUAUCUUUCUUGAGGUAUUAAAAGUUACCAGGUUAGAUAAUGUGAAUUGAUUUCUAAGUGAAAUUGCAUUUGAAGAGUUUCAUCUCAAAACGAGAAGUACAUGUGUCUGUUUCAGUCAUUUUGAAAAAUGUGGCUUCAAAGUUUGGAAUUGAACAUGCACUUGAGUAUGUGUUAUUAAAGAUCAAAAUCAUGGUUAUCCACUGGCACCAGAUUGUGUAGAAAUGGAAAAAAAUCUGAAAUACUUAAUGUAUAUUUGAAAAAAGGUACACAGUGCAAAAAUUUUACCAAGUUCUGAAGAAAUUUUUAUGUGACAAGUACAUGAGGUGCUCAUUCUGGGCCUUGAUGAUGAUGAUGAUGAUGACAAUUCUCAGCCUGUUGGUUCUUGUAGAGGGAGAAUAAAAUUGUGU
Lineus longissimus is the source of this 2107-nucleotide messenger RNA. RefSeq lists its product as uncharacterized. The record is from RefSeq and is a predicted model, not a curated record. Gene Ontology annotation, biological process: DNA-templated transcription initiation. Gene Ontology annotation, molecular function: RNA polymerase II general transcription initiation factor activity; DNA binding. Bases 249 to 998 code for a protein of 249 amino acids. The transcript is spliced from 8 exons. Lineage: Eukaryota; Metazoa; Nemertea; Pilidiophora; Heteronemertea; Lineidae.